Molecule: messenger RNA, 5064 nt
Organism: Brassica napus (rape)
Lineage: Eukaryota; Viridiplantae; Streptophyta; Magnoliopsida; Brassicales; Brassicaceae
Exons: 5
Coding region: 307-4830 (1507 amino acids)
Biological process (GO): regulation of transcription by RNA polymerase II
Cellular component (GO): piccolo histone acetyltransferase complex
Source: RefSeq, a predicted model, not a curated record
AAAAAACCUUACUCCCAUACGAAACCCUAGCUCUCUCCGUUUCUCACGGUUAAAAAAGAAAACCAAAAUUGCCUUUUAUUUUCCGCGAAAUUGAACGAAUAAUUUGGGGAAAAAAGAAGUUUUGAUCGAUUAGGGAUCCGAUUCGCAGUCCGAUUCACCGAAGCCCUAAUUUUGAUUUCGGGAUUGCGGCGAUUACAAAGAUCCUUAAGGAGUCGAUUUCGUCAGAUAAAGUGAUGCAGAUCUGAAGAUGUGAUUUGAGACCUUGAGAUUUUGAUUCUGGGUUUUUUUCGUUUCGAGCUGUAUUUCAUGGAAGAUAGUCUAGGGAGCUCUGAUGCAGUGGGAGUUCCGAAGAAAUCGAGGUCGUUGGAUCUUAAGACGCUUUAUAAGUCCAGCAUUAGCAACGAUUCUGUGAGUAAGAGCUUAAAGAGGAAAAAUAGUCCUGGGAAUGAUGGUGGUAAGCAGGACAAGAGGAUCAGGAAAGUUGUUUCUCUAAGUAGCUUUAAGCAAGUGGAUAGCGAAGACGACAAGUUAGUUGAUAAUGCAUGUAAUGGCACCACGGUUUUGGAGAGCUUGGAGGACUCCAGUGUGGGGUUGUGUGAUAGUAAUGGGCUUGGUUUGGCUGGUAGUAUGAUCUAUGUGCCUAGACGUAGGAGGGAUUUUGUUGGGAGGAGUAGGUUUGAGAAUGGCCUUGUACAGAAGUCUGCUGGUGAAUCUGGUAGUCAGGAGGAGCUGCUUGAUAAGCUUUUCAAGGAAGCUGGUGAAGAAUCUAGUGCUCAGGAUCAGCUCUCUAAAGCCGAAGAGGAGGACUGUGGCAAAGAAGUAAAAGAAUCUGAUUCAGUAGCUCAGCUGCAGUUGGAAAACGUGCAUUCUGAUCCGCUUCCAGUGAAGGAUGACCAGCUGGUUGUUAAGCAAAAGCCCUGUAAUAGCAGAAAAAGGAAGUCCUCGGCAUCAAGCAGACGCGCGGGGAACAACGAGGCGAAGUCUUCAUCCGGUAGAAUAUCCAAGGUAUCACAAGAAGAUGACGAGGAGAAUCUUGAAGCUAAUGCAGCUAGAAUGCUGUCUUCGCGCUUUGAUCCGAACUGCACCCAGUUUCCUUUGAAUCCUGUUACUCCUGGUUCACCGUCUGCCAGUAGAUUGAACCCGUUAUCUUCUGGUAAGAAUUCAGCUGCUCCUCAGUCUGAGUUGUUUAGUUCCAAAUCUGUCUCAGACGACCCUGAUGAUAGAUCGUUGCGACCAAGGAGACAGCUGGAUGGGAAGAGUAAAGUUCGGAGAAGGCGACACUUUUAUGAAAUAUCAUAUUCAGAUGUGGAUUCACACUGGUUGUUAAACAAACAAAUAAAAGUUCUGUGGCCUUUGGAUGAGAAUUGGUAUCAUGGCUUUGUGGAUGGUUACGAUGGAGACAAGAACCUGCAUCAUGUAAAAUAUGAUGAUCGCGAUGAAGAGUGGAUCAAUUUACAGGGUGAAAGAUUCAAAAUCCUGUUGUUCCCUUCUGAAGUUCCUGGAAAAAAUCUAAGGAAAGGGAGCAGUUCAGAUUCCAAAUCUACUCCAAAAAUAAAAGGGAAUGAUAAAUCCAGUGAAGACGAGGAGAAGCAGAAGGUAAAGCUAGAAGAUGAUUGCUGCAUGGGCGACAUGGAGUCAGAACCGAUCAUAAAAUGGUUGGCUAGGUCUAUGCAUCGGGACAAGUCUUCCACUCUUAAGGCUGUAAGAAGAUGGAAAAAAUCAGAAAUAAUGACAUCUGAUGAACCUCUGAAAAUGAAUGGGGAUGUUGUUAGGGGCACUACAGGUCAGUACACAGAUAGAUCUGCUAGUUCUCUUCCAUCAUGUGGACCGAGUGUGAAUGAGUCCUUGUUGGAAGGCUCUGGUUUCUGUAAGAGUAGCAUAUAUCCUCUUGUCUAUUAUAGGAGACGACUUCAUACAGCAAAAAAAGGAAUCUACAAGGGGUCAGGUGAGAAUAGUGUUGAGCAGCUUCAUGUCUCAAAAUAUCCGGAUCCUGAAGUAGAAUUUUUGCCUUUCGAAGAUUCUGGGCUUCUGGAGAUUUACUGUCCGUGGAAUGACAGAGUGCCAGUUGAGUUGUCCCUUAGCCUACAGGUUGUUUCGUUGAUGAACUACUUUUUUUUGGCGGAUCUUGACCGGCUUUCACGUGUAGCACUUUUGCUUCGUCAUGGUACACUUGUGAUUUUGUGGCCACGGGUUUGUUUGGAAAUGAUUUUCUUGAAUAACCAAGAUGGGUUAAGGUAUCUAAUUUUUGAAGGCUGCAUAAUGGAAGCUGUUCAGUUGAUUUUUCAUAUCUUGACGGUAGUGGAUCAUUCUAAUAAGCAAGGAGUACAAGGAGCGGAUGCUGAUUUGAAUUCGCCAGUUUCCUCAAUUGGUCUCCAAGUUUCUUUCGUCCCAGGCUUGCAAAGGCAAUUUGCAUUUCAGUUCUACAGUUUCCAUGAAGUGAAAAAUUUGAAGUGGUCAUACUUGGAACAUAAUUUCAGGAGGCAUUCUUUGCUGGUUAAGCAAGUGUCAACUUCCGAAUGUACACCCGAUAACAUGAAGGCCAUGCAGAAGGUUAUGCAGAAGAGAUCUAGGCAUGGAAUCAGCUCAGGAUUUGUUUCUAGAAGAUCGUCAUCCGUUGAAGCCUUGCCCAUAUCUGCUUGCUACAAGAAGCAAAGCACGCCCCCAUUUGCACUGCAUUUUACUUCACGACCACCUACACUGUUCCUCAAUUUACACCUGGAAAUGGUGAGAGAGUUGGGUCAAGAUUCAGCCGAAUGCCUAGGAACUGAACGUAAUUUAGUAACAGAUGGAGGUUGUGAUCUGGCAGAUAGCGGACCAACUACCACUUCUUCCAGAGGGCAGGAAGCGCAAGAGUCAGGAGACCUUCAUGACACUCAAAGGCAGCAUCUAGGGUUUAAUUCUGAAAACGGGAUGUCAUGCAGCUCUUCUGUUGUCAGACAUAAGCACGAAACCAGGUCUAACGUUGCGAUGAAUGGCAUUAAUAUUCAAGUUCCAGUAUCUGAUCAUUCUGAAGAUGGUGCUCUGCAGUCACGUAAUCUUGCUUCGAAUAUUCAAGGUAGCACCUCAAGUCCCAAGGCCACUGCCCCAAGAAGUAUGUGGCAACGAAGCAAAAGUUCUUUAAAUGGCCAUCUCUCACAUGGUUGGUCGGAUUCAAAGGGAGAGUUUCUGCACACUAAUUUGGGAAGUGGACCUAAGAAGCGACGUACCCAGGUGUCAUAUUCAUUACCUUCUGGGGGUUCAGAUUCAAGAAACAAAGGUUCCCUGCACAAGGGGCUUCCAAACAAAAGAAUUAGAAGGUCUGCUGCUGAUGUUUCCGUACGUCGUCAGAAAGAUUUGGAGUCUAGUUUCUGUGAUGCCAAUGUGUUAGUCACUCUUGGAGACAGAGGGUGGAGAGAAUAUGGAGCUCAGAUUUUCCUGGAGCCGUUUGAUAAAAACGAAUGGAAACUUGCCGUGAAAAUAUCAGGGGCAACAAAAUACUCACACAGGGCACAUCAAUUUCUGCAGCCUGGGUCGACAAACAGGUUUACACAUGCUAUGAUGUGGAAAGGAGGAAAAGAUUGGACCCUAGAAUUCCCUGAUAGGGGCCAGUGGUUUCUUUUCAAAGAGAUGCAUGAAGAGUGCUACAAUAGAAAUACCAGGGCUGCUUUAGUUAGAAAUAUUCCUAUUCCUGGAAUCCGUAUGAUAGAAGCAGAUAGUUCUGAUGGAACAGAAGCUGAGUUUAUCCGCAGUUGUUCUAAAUAUUACAGGCAGACUGAAACUGAUGUUGAGAUGGCAUUGGAUCCUUCACGUGUUUUGUAUGACAUGGACAGCGAUGAUGAGCAGUGCCUUGCGAGAAUUCGUGAGUGUUCGGAUGCUGAGAAUAGUGCUUCUUGUGAGAUGAGUGAGGACAUGUUUGAGAAGGCGAUGGACAUGUUAGAGAAGGCUUCAUAUGUAAAGCAGCGUGAUCACUUUACCUCAAUCGAAAUUCAAGAACUGAUGGCCGGUGUUGGAUCCUUGGAAGCAAUGGAAACAACAAUAUAUGAACACUGGAGAACAAAGAGGCAGAGGAAGGGAAUGCCACUAAUCAGGCAUCUUCAGCCACCUCUGUGGGAAAAGUAUCAACGAGAGGUUAAAAAGUGGGAGUUGGUUAUGAGCAAAGCAAACACUCCAAACUCGAAUGGGUCGUCACAGAUGAAAGAAUCACCUGGUGAGAAGCCAGCGAUGUUUGCUUUCUGUUUUAAGCCUCGAGGUUUGGAAGUCAAGCACAGGGGAACAAAACACCGGUCACAUCAGAAGAAGCUAUCGGUUUAUGCUCAUCAACAUAGUACUGCUCUGGGAAAUUAUGAUGCUUAUAAUUCAUCUGCAGGAAGAAGAUGCGUUGGUCUCGCCUCUGGAGAUGAGAGGUUUGUAUAUUCAAACCACCACCACUACGAGCAUUCGGAGGAUUUUCCGAGUCAUCCAGGGACGUAUUCUCCACGUGACCUAGGCAUGGGAUAUUUCUCGAGCGGUGGGAAUGGAUGUCACCAAAACAAGUCUCAGAGAAUCAACGGGAAGAGGAACAUGAGUGAACGAUGGAAUGCAAGAGGCUAUUAUGAAUCCCCCGGUUCCAGUCUUGUUUGUCUUGAUGCGGAAGAGUUACAUAGUAGUAGUAGUAGGGAUACUGAUGAGUACAAACUGCGAGAAGCAGCUGGUGCUGCAAGGAGGGCGUGGGCUAUAGCCAAGGUCAAGCGAGAAAGAGCAGAGAGAUUGAGGUACAAAGCAGAUCUAGCCAUCCAGAAAGCUGCAGCUGCUCUCAUGUUUGCAGACGGUAGCAUGGGGAGACGGCACUGCAACGUAAAUAAAUCAUUUUAAAAAAAAAAAAUUAAAUUCUGCAACUGUUGCUGUGUUUAGUUUUUUUGAUCAGCUAGGGAACAAGGUUUGAAUUGAAUAUCAUGUUGCUAUUGUAGCGUAUAAUUACAAUAUCUUGUGUUAUUAGAAAGAUCAAAAUCAGAAUUUAAGUAAAAUGGUCUUGAAGCAUACGUUUUUAUUCAUGGCAUAUGUUAAACCGAUAGUUGUUAAUAAAAUAAGAAGGGUGUUUUCUCUUGA